This is a messenger RNA of Mercenaria mercenaria, 2739 nucleotides long. RefSeq names its product cytochrome P450 1A1-like. The transcript is spliced from 2 exons. NCBI's taxonomy places the organism in Eukaryota, Metazoa, Mollusca, Bivalvia, Venerida, Veneridae. Gene Ontology annotation, molecular function: oxidoreductase activity, acting on paired donors, with incorporation or reduction of molecular oxygen; monooxygenase activity; heme binding. Bases 100 to 1590 code for a protein of 496 amino acids. The record is from RefSeq and is a predicted model, not a curated record.
GAUAGAUGGAUGGAUUUUGCAUUUUGAAAUUCAGAAUAUUCAUUGACUUUUUUAUCAAGUUUGUGACUAUAUUUUCGUUGACUGAAUUACAUUUUAACGAUGAUUGAAAUUUCUACUAUAAGUGUUCUGCUCAUUGCAUUUACAGUAAACCUUUUACUUUUUAAACUUUUUGUUGUUGUAAAACGAAAACGUUAUCCAAACGGACCAUUUGGUCUGCCAGUUCUCGGUCAUUUGCCGUUUUUUGGAAAAAGUCCUCCAAUCACGUUUUCGCAAUGGGGACAGAAGUAUGGAGACGUGUUCCGUAUUAGAAUGGGAAGCUGGAAUACCGUUGUUGUGAAUGGGUAUGAAGCAAUCAAAGAAGCUGCUGAAAAAACGGAUGAUGCUUUCUCGGGCCGACCGGAAUUCAUGACACAAAAACUGUUACAAGAAAUUACUGGAGAAAUUUCACUUGCAUUUGGACCUUUUGAUGAUAUUUAUUUACAACAUCGUAAAGUAGUCGCCACUGCCUUGCGACAUUUUACUUGUCGUAAAAGUAGAUUUACAGAAGAUCUGAUAUCUGAAGAAGCCGUCCAGCUUGUUGAGAAUUUGUUAAAGAAGUCAAAACAGGAACCUGUAGAUAUUAGGGAGAAUAUACAAUAUGCUACCGGGAGUGUGAUCUAUCAAAUGUUGUACGGACGUGGUAUUGAUUUGAAAGAACAAUUGAACAGAAUGGUUGAAUCUGCAAACAAAUUUAUUAAAUUCACAGGAAGCGGAAAUCCUGCUGACGUAUUGCCAUGGUUACGAUAUUUGAUGCCUUGGAAAAUUACUGGCUUCAGAAAUAUGAACAUCUACGUGGAAGCAAUUCGGAAAGGGCGAAUUGAAAACCACAUCCGAUCAUUUUCUCCUGGUAAUGUCAGGGACAUCACUGAUACUUUUUUAGCUGCAGACCUGCAAGGAAAGAAUAGAAAUGAACGUGGAUUGACUAGGUCAAGACUGCUGAAUAGCACUGCGGAUUUGCAAGGUGCUGGAUUCGAUACAAGUAACAAAUCGCUUCAGUGGCUCAUCUUAUACAUGUCCAUGUAUCCAGAAGUUCAAGAAUGUGUCCAGCACGAGAUCGAUGAAGUCAUAGGAAGCGGGCGCAGAAUCGAGUUAGUGGACAAGUCCCGUCUUACCUAUACGGAAGCGACAAUUUUAGAAGUAAUGCGAAUGACCACAAUUGUUCCAUUUGCACUGCCAAAGCUUACAAUUAAAGACACUACAUUAGGAGGAUACGACAUUGAUAAAGGAACCGUGGUCUUUUUCAAUCUCCAUUCGGUAUCGUACGACAAGGAAUUCUGGGGUGAUCCCCAAACAUUCCGCCCUGAACGAUUAAUUGACGAAAACAAUAAAUUGAAUACGGAAAAGUGCAACCAUAUUUUACCAUUUGGACUCGGACGAAGACGAUGUGUAGGAGAAUUUCUUGCAAGAAUGGAGCAAUUUCUUCUGUUUACAAACGUCAUCAGAAGAUGUAGAUUUUCAAAACCUGCAGAUGAAAGUUACGAUAUGGAACCCGACCCUGGUCUUGUAUACUCACCAAAACCGUUUCGUGUUGUAGUGGAGGAACGACAAUGAUUUGGACUGCCAUUUUCAAAAUGGUGUGUGCCAUUUCUGUAUCGUACGACAAGGAAUUUUGGGGAGAUCCGCAAAACUUUCGGCCUAAACGCUUUAAGGUGAUAACAACAAAUUAUAUACGGAAAAAUGCAAACAUAUUUUAUCUUUUGAACUUGGAUGAAGACGAUGUUUUGGAGAAUUUCGGGUUGAAACGGAAUUAUAGCUUUAUUUACAAACAUCAUAAGAAAAUGGAGAUUUUUAAAACCGGCUUGUGAAAACUAUGACUUGGAGCGAGAUCCUAGUCUUAUAUAUUCAACAAAACAAUUCAUUGUAGACAAUUAACGAAAAUUUGAGCCUCGCCAUAAGAAAACCAACAUAGUGCAUUUGCGACCAGCAUGGAUCCAGACCAGCCUACGCAUUUGCGCAGUCUUGCUAUGGUCCAUGCUGUUCGCUAACGGCUUCCCAAAUUGCUUUAGGGUUUGAAAUGCGCAGGCUGGUCUGGAUCCAUGUUGGUCGCAAAAGCACUAUUUUGGUUUUCUAAUGGUGCGGCUGACUUUGAUAACAUUUUCAAAAUCUAAAGCACCGCCAUGAAUCAGAAUUGUUAAUAUAAAUGUUGAUAAGAUGACGUUAUACGUUCGAUGAGAAUUUUUUGUUAAUGUCUUCAUAUAUUUGUAUCAUCCAUAUUAUGUUCAUAAAGUGAAUUAACCGGAGACUUUUGAAAAUGUACAUUUGCAUUUAAAAUCUCUAAACAACUAAAUUAUCACUGUGCCUAUAACUUCAAAAGGCACAAUAUUCCAGUCACAGUCAUUUUGAACAACGCUACGGUAAUCGAUUUUAUUGUGUUAAAUACACUGUAUUAUGCACUAGGUAUUUGUAUUACAGUUUUCAGAAAAAAUAUAUGCCCUGCUUUGUAUUGCUAGUGAGAACUGAAUAUAAUGCAAUGCAUUCGUUUGCUACAGAGUGUUACCCCUAGCUGCAAGCCUAGCUGCAAGCCUUGUUCAGAUAUGUAUAACCUUUUUUUCACAUUUAUCAAUAGAUUAAACUGAAAUAUGUGGAAUUCAACAUUUUUUGUACGAUGUCAAAAUCUAAAUAUUUCUAGUUUCCUUACCAAUUACAAAUUAGCCGUAAAGUAUACUAUUUAUGUUAAACGGAUCUUUUUCCGUGUUGAUU